GAGCCCCCACGGCCCUGCCUUUCCCCAUGGAGAAAGGACCCACCUUGCCCCAGGACUGCCGGGACUUUGUGCACAGCCUGAGGAUGAGGAGCAAAUAUGCCCUUUUCCUGGCUUUUGUGGUGGUAGUUUUUGUCUUCAUUGAGAAGGAAAAUAAAAUCAUAUCGAGGGUCUCGGACAGGCUGAAGCAGAUCCCACAAUCCCUAGCAGAUGCCAAUGGCACAGACCCAGCCCUGGUCUUGGCUGAGAACGCGUCCCUCUUGUCCCUGAGCGAGCUUGAUUCAGCCUUCUCUCAGCUGCAGGGCCGCCUGCGGAACCUCAGCCUGCAGCUGGGGGUGGAGCCCGAGGUGGAGGAGGAGGAGAGGGAGGAGGGGGAGGAGGGGCCGCCCCCACCCGCCAGGCCCCGGCGCCACGUGCUCCUCAUGGCCACCACCCGCACCGGCUCCUCGUUCGUGGGCGAGUUCUUCAACCAGCAGGGCAACAUCUUCUACCUCUUCGAGCCGCUGUGGCACAUCGAGCGCACCGUGUCCUUCGAGCCGGGAGGUGCCAACGCCGCGGGCUCGGCCCUGGUCUACCGCGACGUGCUCAAGCAGCUCUUCCUGUGCGACCUGUACGUGCUGGAGCAUUUCAUCAGCCCCCUGCCCGAGGACCACCUGACCCAGUUCAUGUUCCGCCGGGGCUCCAGCCGCUCCCUGUGCGAGGAGCCCGUCUGCACGCCCUUCGUCAAGAAGGUCUUCGAGAAGUACCACUGCAGGGACCGGCGCUGCGGCCCCCUCAACGUGACGCUGGCGGCCGAGGCCUGCCGCCGCAAGGAGCACGUGGCCCUCAAAGCCGUGCGCAUCCGGCAGCUGGAGUUCCUGCAGCCGCUGGCCGAGGACCCCCGGCUGGACCUGCGCAUCAUCCAGCUGGUGCGCGACCCCCGGGCCGUGCUGGCCUCCCGCAUGGUGGCCUUCGCCGGCAAGUACGAGCCCUGGAAGAAGUGGCUGGCCGAGGGCCAGGACCGGCUGAGGGAGGAGGAGGUGCAGCGGCUACGGGGCAACUGCGAGAGCAUCCGCCUGUCGGCCGAGCUGGGGCUGCGGCAGCCGGCCUGGCUGCGCGGCCGCUACAUGCUCGUGCGCUACGAGGACGUGGCGCGCAGCCCGCUGCAGAAGGCGCGCGACAUGUACCGCUUCGCCGGCAUCCACCUGACCCCGCAGGUGGAGGACUGGAUCGAGAAGAACACGCGGGCGGCCCGCGACGGCAGCGGCAUCUACUCCACGCGGAAGAACUCGUCGGAGCAGUUCGAGAAGUGGCGCUUCGGCAUGCCCUUCAAGCUGGCGCAGGUGGUGCAGGCCGCCUGCGGCCCCGCCAUGCGCCUCUUCGGCUACAAGCUGGCGCGGGACGCCGCCGCACUCACCAACCGCUCGGUCAGCCUGCUGGAGGAACGCGGCACCUUCUGGGUCACGUAGGGGGCCUGGGGCCCCGUGUACCCUCCUCGUGAAAGGCCCAGGCCCGCCCUGCCUUGCUCGCACCCCAGCCAGCGGGGAGAUGCAGCGCUCGCAGAGGGCGGGUGGGCAGCUGCCCCGGGGGCGGGCGACCCCGCGCUGUAGCAGUAGGCCCCAGCCAGCCAGCUUCCCCGCCGCGGCCGCGGGCUGGGG
Galeopterus variegatus (Sunda flying lemur) is the source of this 1634-nucleotide messenger RNA. It is a transcript of the gene CHST3, whose product is annotated as carbohydrate (chondroitin 6) sulfotransferase 3. Gene Ontology annotation, molecular function: N-acetylglucosamine 6-O-sulfotransferase activity; chondroitin 6-sulfotransferase activity. Gene Ontology annotation, cellular component: Golgi membrane. Lineage: Eukaryota; Metazoa; Chordata; Mammalia; Dermoptera; Cynocephalidae. The coding region runs from base 27 to 1445 and encodes 472 amino acids. The transcript is spliced from 2 exons. Gene Ontology annotation, biological process: N-acetylglucosamine metabolic process; carbohydrate metabolic process. The record is from RefSeq and is a predicted model, not a curated record.